Pocillopora damicornis (cauliflower coral) is the source of this 3815-nucleotide messenger RNA. RefSeq lists its product as uncharacterized. Lineage: Eukaryota; Metazoa; Cnidaria; Anthozoa; Scleractinia; Pocilloporidae. The record is from RefSeq and is a predicted model, not a curated record. Gene Ontology annotation, molecular function: cytokine receptor activity; cytokine binding. Gene Ontology annotation, biological process: cytokine-mediated signaling pathway. Gene Ontology annotation, cellular component: signaling receptor complex; external side of plasma membrane.
UUUUUUUUUUUAUCUCUCCAGGAAAAUUGUGGUAUAAUAAAAUGUGAGGGCCAAAUAAACGGAACAGCUCCCGUUCCGGAAGGCGCGAGAGUGAUUAACACUACAUAUAACUAUGUGGACGUCCGUUGGAAUACCAUUCCUACGAGUAAUUUUACCAACGGAACAGUUAAGGGAUAUAUCGUCGCACUUCAAAAAGUUGGCGGCUCUGAAGAAGAUGAGACUUUGCUAGUCACAAGUUGUCACUCAGACGGGAUAAAUGUCACAAAUCUUGAGGAAAACACGAAGUAUUGUGUCCAAGUGGCGGCCUUUACUGAAUAUGGAAAAGGCAAUAGUACUCCAUGUAUGUCAGCGGUUACUGGAGAAAGAGCUAGAGUAGAAUUCACUGCUUUCAACGAAAGUUCGACAUCUAUUCGAUUGAAAUGGGAAAGCGAUAUACCGAUCCCAAUUGAUGACAGUCAAGAAGAUGGAUUGAAAAUAGAUUAUCGUCCAGCUGAUAGAACCGCAGAAAGAAGUCGACUUUUCUGUGGUGGUGAAAGCACUUAUUUGUUCAGCAAUUUGACUGCAUUCACCAAUUACUGUUUUAAUUUAGUCGGUUUCAACAAGGGUGAGAUUAUCACAAAGAUAAACAACAGCCAGUGCGUUUAUACUGACGAAGAAGCGCCCAGUGGACCGCCUCUUGAUGUCACAGUUCGUAAUGAAAGCUCUACCAGUAUCAACGUGACCUGGAGACCAAUCAAUGCAAGCCUACAGCACGGAAUAAUCCUUGGGUAUCGCAUUCACUACGAGAAGGAUAUGAAUGUUCCUCAGCGUCGAAAGCGACGAAGUUCGCAAUCCUUUGACGUAACUGUGCUUGGACAGAACAACCUGACAUGGGUUAUUGAAGAAUUAGAGAAAUUCACCAACUACUGCAUUGAAAUCGUGGGGUUUAACAAGAAGGGUGAUGGAAAGCAAAGUAACUGGGUCUGCACCAUGACAGAUGAGGAUGUACCCAGUCAACCGCCAAUGAAUUUAGCUGGAUACAACACGAGUUCAACAAGUAUCGCGAUUAGGUGGGGUGAAAUACCAAGUACUUUUGUCCACGGAUAUCUCUUGGGUCACCAAAUUUCUUAUGAACAGAUAAGCGGCGAGAUGGACGGUUCCCAGACAGCUGUCACCGUUGAUAUCUCUCCCUACGAUAGAAAUAAGAGCCUUUCAGGUUUACAAGUGUACACCAAAUACUGUGUUCGCCUGGCCGGUAGAACCCGAAUUGGGACUGGAAAGAAGAGCGAAUGUACGAAUAUCACGACUGACGAAGAAAUCCCAACAUCUCCCCCACUUGAUGUCACAGCUAUCGACGGCACAAGCACAGAUACCUUGAAUGUGUCGUGGAAGACACCUGUAGAACUCAAUGGAAAGUUAACUGGCUACAAGAUUUUGGUAGAGACAACACUUGAAAACGGAACAACCCUGACGAACGAAAUCAUGACGUGCGACAACCGCAUCACCCUAACAGACCUUGAUAUGAACACAGAAUACAAGAUACGAGUGGCAGCAAGUACAAGAAAAGGACUGGGACCCUUCAGUGAAGUAGAAUAUGGAGAAACUUGCAAUUGUCCCGAAACUUUACAAGUAGUUGCUCAUCCCAGUUCCUUUGACGCAAACGGACGACCCACUCUAAAAAAAAUGAUGGAAGAAUUAGUAGUGGAAGCCUGCGGUGAGUGUCACACACACGAAAACAAAAAAACAAGGCUUAUUUCAGGUCUGGAGGAUGACUGUGACCUGAAGUUUCCAAUCGUCCAAUCCGGUGAUAGUGCACAGGAAGCAACUGGAACAAAGUUUGUGGCAGUACUUGAUGUACCAGGCUUGGUUGUUCUUCGAAGGAAAGUAGAAACAGAGUUAGGAUUUUAUGAAAAAGUGAUGGCGAGCUCCGUGGUCAAUUCCUGGCCCAUAUGCGCAAUAUUUGGAGUAAUGACUCUUGCUGCAGCCCUACAAAUUUGGUUAUUGGAUAUGCACAGUAAUCCCGAAGAAUUUCCACCAACAAUAGUGAAAGGUACCGGUGAAGGGUUAUGGUGGGCCUUCAUCACUGUCACAACGUUGGGGUAUGGAGAUCGAACUCCAAAAUCAGAUCUAUCAAAAAUAUUUGCUGUGGUGUGGUUCCUAAUCGGAAUGAUUGUGUUUGGCCUUUUCUCCAGCGCUAUUACUACUUCUCUGACUGUGGUCGUAGUGACCGGAGGACCCCAAGGAGAUGCGAAUAAACACGCAAACAUUUCCACCAUAAAAGGUUCCCAAGAAGAGCACAUUGCGGUGAGGAAAUUGUCCAACAAAUUCAAUAUAGGUACUUCGUAUGCUAACCUGUCAGAUUUGGCGGAUGCUCUGAGGACCGGGAAAACUGGUGCCAUUUUGUUAGAUUUGUUUGUCCAUAUGAAGAGAAAAGACUUAUUCAACCACACCACUACCUGGUAUACAGUCACUGAAGUAAUUAAUCAGAAAUUGACUCAUGGGAUUGAACUAAGAGGUGUUUCAACAAAACUGGCUAAAAAGCUUGAAAACUUUAUACUAGACAGAAACCUAGUGAGAAAUUUUCUUGAGGACAAGAAUGAAAAAGAUGAAAAUGAAGAGGAAAAUGAAGCGAGUACGGAAACUGUGCAAGAGGAGGAGGAACUGGUAUUUUUUGAACCAAAAAGUCCCUUCUUUCAAGGAACAUUGAAGUAUGGGGGAGGAGCUUUGGCAGGUCUAGUUCUAUGUGGAGUAAUCUACGAAACUUUUCGAUGGCUGAGAGGAAAAAAGAUCAGGCAUAUAGGAAGGACCUGCCAGGACGAAGACGAAAUGAGAGAACUUGUGGAGAAUUUUUACCAGGAUUUCACUCAAAAAUAUAAACAACUAAGAAAGAAAAACAAAGACGUAAUCAAAUUCUGUAAAAAGCACGCAGAAGGGACUCAUAGGUCUGUACAAAAGGAGAGCGAUAAUGCCAGAUGGUGGUAAUGCUAUUUAUUACAGUUUGCAUCUGAAAAGUUGACAGUUCAGUCAUAGCGUCGCUUGUCAAUUAUCACACAAGCCAUUCAUGAUCUUGUUCUCUUGAUUAAGUCUCGCGGUAAAUUGUUGUUACCAAGAUGCUUUACACGUGUAACCUGAAUUAAUCUCUCUCAGAGGAGUUUUCAAUUGUUUCGAAAGUAAUUCAGGAUUUCAUUAAUUUGCCUUGCCACACUCCUAGAAAAAUCGUCCCAAUUUCUAAGAAAAUGCAAAAAUUAAUUAUGCAAAACUAAAACUAAUUUUCCAUACUCGCGUUUUCCCGCGCUUCAGGAAAUCUGUUUGGUUUUAUGUCGAGUCUUCAUUGGCUCCUUUUGUUACUUUUUCUUUGUUCUGAUUGGCCACCAUAAUUACUUAAAGUUCGGUUUAGCGAAAUCCAAUCGAUACGCUUUCUGCGAAAUGAUAAAUGUAUGAAAAUACGAGGAUUGGAGGACAGAAUUAAAGAGGAGAUAGUGAUCAAAAUUGCUAUAAUUACCAAAGAAAUUAUGAAUUCUUCACAGUCACUUACAAGUAAUAACGUAAAAGAGACUCAAUGAAUUAAAGAGAUGACUUUGGGUUUUUAAGGCAUCUUUAGUACAGGUCGUCUCUCAGAUUAUAAAUUCGUCUUGUUGUUGGAAGGCAAGUUUCUGGGUUGCCCAGAAACUUCUCGAACCACCAGCGAGAGGUACAAAACCUGCAUAUGUUAGAGGUAAAUUGUGGGACCGCCAGCCUUUCUACGUUCAUUUGUGAAAAAAAUUAACAAAGUCAUUUAAGGAGACGACCUCUAUUCACAUAAACAUACUAGUAAUAAAUAAAAAAACAAAAAAUGA